GUUGCGGAAACCGGGGGAAGCUGCGUGCAUUGGGCCGAAGCAGGAAGGCAGAAAGCGGGGAGCGGGAGCCUCCGAGUCCGUCGUGAGGACGAGAAAGAGAGGGCGGAACACGAGGGGCUCCUGCAGCGGGUGGGCGCUGCGUGGUCCGAGCGUUGCAUCGGCUCUCGGGGCUGGAGCGGGGCUUGCAAGGAGGUUCCGCCGCCGGAGCAACAGCUGGCCGCGAGAUGAAGCAAGAAAACAUCUUCCUCUUCGUCCCCAACCUCAUCGUGGUUUCCUUGAUGCCUUCGAUGGCUAUGCGGCUCGGGCCCUGGACCAAGGCACCCGCUUUGGCGCCAUGCUGGACAUGCUGACGGACCGCUGCGCCACCAUGUGCCUGCUGGUGAACCUCGCUAUGCUCUACCCUGAAUCUGCCCUUUGGUUCCAACUCAGCAUGAGCCUUGACGUCGCCUCCCACUGGCUCCAUCUCCACAGCACCGUGGUAAAAGGUGGGGAGAGCCACAAGACCAUCGACUUGUCAGGGAAUCCAAUCCUGCGGGUGUAUUACAGCUCCCGGACUGUCCUCUUCAUCAUGUGCGCUGGGAAUGAGCUCUUCUACUGCAUGCUCUAUUUGCUGUGUUUUGGGGAAGGACCAGAAAUCCUGCCCGGACAGGCUGGUCUCUACCGCCUAGUCCUGUGGGUUUCUGCCCCCAUUGCCAUCACCAAGAGCCUCAUCAGCCUGGUCCACCUGAUCUGCGCCUCAUGUAAUAUGGCUGCUCUGGACGUCGCAGAACGCGCAAAGAGGAAGUAGCAUCAAACGACCCCAGCGGAGGGGCAGGAGCAUCACUCCCUUUCACGCUUGCAGUGGGACCAGCUUACCAUCCCUCGCCGUGACAGGGUUAGCCACUCCACUUGCACAGCUCUUGCUUGAUGCGAUGACCCCAGCUUCCCACGAAUGUAUAGGAUGAUGGGAAUACGUCCUGCUCCUCCCGGCUCCCUCCUGCAUUCCCAUGAUGCUUUGCACUUAGGAGAAGAUUGGCUGGUAGGGAGGAAUAUUGACUUUGCCUGUGGGCUGAAAAGGAGGGAUUGGAUCGACCAUUUUGAGGGCAGCUAAAUAGACCUUCGUUUCCAGCUUUUUGGUUCUGUGCUUCAAAACAUGCUGUAUAUUUGGGUGGGGCAGGACAAAAUUCAGCCACAAAAGAAGUACCUUUUCGUUUCCCAAAAGUGCGUGGAAGUAUUGCUCUUGAGUUAGGAGGCCAUAUUAUUCCCAAAAUUCCCAAAUAUAUCUAGGCCUGGGCAGUGAAUGAAUUGGCCAGUUGGUGGCCAUUUGAUUUGGA
Messenger RNA from Podarcis raffonei (Aeolian wall lizard), 1313 nucleotides. It is a transcript of the gene CDIPT, whose product is annotated as CDP-diacylglycerol--inositol 3-phosphatidyltransferase. Gene Ontology annotation, molecular function: CDP-diacylglycerol-inositol 3-phosphatidyltransferase activity. The transcript is spliced from 6 exons. Lineage: Eukaryota; Metazoa; Chordata; Lepidosauria; Squamata; Lacertidae. Gene Ontology annotation, cellular component: Golgi apparatus; membrane. The record is from RefSeq and is a predicted model, not a curated record. Gene Ontology annotation, biological process: phosphatidylinositol biosynthetic process. The coding region runs from base 335 to 787 and encodes 150 amino acids.